UAAGAAAAAAAUUCUCUUCAUCUCACUUUAUAAUUUUUUAUAUGUUGGUGAAAAUCUAUAUAAUUUUUCACAAUUUGCUGCCAAUUGCACCGAUCACUUGUUCUUGAAUUUAUAUUUGAAAAGGAACAUAGAGGAGAGAAACUGAAGUAGAAGAGGCGGUGGUGUUGGGAGAAUGUCAAGUGGGCUAAAUCGAGCUACGAGCGGUUCCAAGAAUGCUCUCCCUCCUCAAGAACUGCUCGACGAUCUUUGCAGUCGUUUUGUUCUAAAUGUGCCUAAGGAAGACCAGCAGUCUUUUGAGAGGAUUCUGUUUCUUGUGGAGUAUGCACAUUGGUUUUAUGAAGAUAACUCGGUUGAAAAGAAUCCAUCUCUGAAGUCAUUAACUUUGAAGGAAUUUACUUCUUUAUUGUUCAACAACUGCGAUGUUUUAAAACCAUAUGUUGCCCAUAUAGACGACAUAUUUAAGGACUUCACUUCAUAUAAAGUGCGAGUUCCAGUGACAGGGGCCAUUAUACUGGAUGAAACCUAUGAAAGGUGCUUGCUAGUGAAGGGAUGGAAAGGGACAAGUUGGAGCUUUCCUCGUGGAAAGAAAAACAAAGAUGAGGAAGAUCACAAUUGUGCCAUCAGAGAAGUCCUAGAGGAAACAGGUUUUGAUGUUUCAGAACUCCUUCACAAAGACGAUAACAUAGAAAUGAUUUUUGGACAGCAGAGAGUGAAACUGUACAUUGUUGCUGGGGUGAAAGAUGACACACCAUUUGCACCUCUUACUAAAAAGGAGAUAAGUGAAAUUGCAUGGCACCGGCUUGAUGAACUUCAACCUGCAAAUGAUGAUGUCAUAUCUCGUGGGAUCACCGGCCUCAAGCUCUACAUGGUUGCUCCAUUUUUAGCAUCCUUAAAGUUGUGGAUUUCAGGGCAUCCACCUCCUGUGGCACCUAGGUCAGAUAAACCAAUGAGAGGAAUUAGUGUGUGGAAGGCAAAAAACAGUUCUUUGGGUAGCAGCUCCACAAUAGCCGAGAGUCAGGCAAGUAAACUGGUUGCCGAUGUGCACGCUCCCGACUCACACCCGGGCAGGAGCUUCAGAAACUUCUGCUUUGAUACUGGUCCGAUCUUCCAAGCGGUCGAGGCUGCAUUCUCAACUUAAAUGGUGAGUGAAUUGCUCUGUUGUAAUGUACUUCACUUGCACAUAAUUUGGUUGUUAUUGGCCGUUGACAGGAUUUAUUACCCCUUCGUGCCAAGUCGUAAGUUCUGAGUACUUGCCUGUAGCAGUAGUUUAUACACAUGUUGUGUUGGAUUGAGGCUUAGAAUGUAUGUACAUUAUGUAAAGAGACUCUCUAAAUUGAUCAGGUUCGGACUUGCUUGUAGGUUUCUGUAAUCUCUGGUAAAAUUAGUUUAGUCUAUUUUCACUCUACAAUGUAAUGGUUUUGGGGCUUUCAAAUUGCAGAGGUGUUUUGUGAA
This is a messenger RNA of Sesamum indicum (sesame), 1452 nucleotides long. Its product is annotated as mRNA-decapping enzyme subunit 2. Gene Ontology annotation, molecular function: manganese ion binding; RNA binding; 5'-(N(7)-methylguanosine 5'-triphospho)-[mRNA] hydrolase activity. Gene Ontology annotation, cellular component: cytoplasm. The record is from RefSeq and is a predicted model, not a curated record. Gene Ontology annotation, biological process: nuclear-transcribed mRNA catabolic process, nonsense-mediated decay; deadenylation-dependent decapping of nuclear-transcribed mRNA. Lineage: Eukaryota; Viridiplantae; Streptophyta; Magnoliopsida; Lamiales; Pedaliaceae.